This is a messenger RNA of Amblyraja radiata (thorny skate), 4465 nucleotides long. RefSeq names its product AP2-associated protein kinase 1-like. Gene Ontology annotation, biological process: protein phosphorylation. The record is from RefSeq and is a predicted model, not a curated record. The coding region runs from base 230 to 3670 and encodes 1146 amino acids. NCBI's taxonomy places the organism in Eukaryota, Metazoa, Chordata, Chondrichthyes, Rajiformes, Rajidae. Gene Ontology annotation, molecular function: protein kinase activity; ATP binding. The transcript is spliced from 19 exons.
UCCGCUUCCGGCUGCAGGUUGCUCAUGCAGCCGCCGCCUGUCAGGGAUGCGCUGGCGGCCAGCGCUGAACGAACCUGAGCGCUAGUGCUCGAUCCUGCCUCCCCUCAACCCGCGGUAGAGUCGUUAUCUGCUGGCACUGACAGGCGGGUGGAAGGAAGACGUGGUUGUGCAGCAGGCGACAUUUUUUUUAUCCCUUCUUCCCCCCUCCUCCCGUUUACCUCACGACGCGAUGAAGAAGCUUUUCGACGCUCGCAGGGAAGGCGCGGCCGCGGCGGCGGGGGGAGCCGGCGGCCAGUCCGGGAACGCCGGCGGCUGGUCGUCCUUCCAGGGAAAGGUGUACACGGUGGGCCGCUACCAGGUGACGGUGGAGGAGUUGAUCGCCGAAGGUGGAUUUGCUGUAGUGUUUUUAGCCAGGACGCCCAGUGGUGUAAGAUGUGCUCUGAAACGAAUGUAUGUAAACAGUGAACAUGACCUCCAAGUUUGUAAGCAGGAAAUAGCCAUUAUGAAAGAUCUCUCUGGGCAUAAAAAUAUUGUUAACUACCUUGACUCCAGUGUUGCCUCGAUAAAUGUUAGUGACGUUUGGGAGGUCCUUAUUCUCAUGGAAUAUUGCAGAGAUGGUCAGGUGGUUAAUUUGAUGAACCAACGAUUGCAUUCUGGCUUUAGUGAAUCUGAAGUGCUGCAAAUAUUCUGUGACACUUGUGAAGCAGUGGCCAGGCUACAUCAAUGCAAGCCUGCAAUUAUUCAUAGAGACCUGAAGGUUGAAAACAUUUUACUUCACAAUAGCGGAAACUAUGUCCUCUGUGAUUUUGGAAGUGCUGCAAACAGAUUUAUAUGUCCUCAGAUUGAAAGGGUUGAUGUAGUUGAGGAGGAAAUAAAAAAAUACACAACCCUGUCAUACAGAGCACCAGAAAUGGUUAACCUUUACAGUGGAAAGUCCAUUACAACUAAAGCUGAUAUAUGGGCACUUGGAUGUUUACUUUACAAACUUUGUUUCUUCACUUUACCAUUUGGAGAAAGCCAAGUAGCCAUAUGUGAUGGAAGUUUUACAAUUCCAGAUAAUUCUAGGUACUCUGACGAGAUACACAGUUUAAUACGAUAUAUGCUUGAGGCUGACCCUGACAAGAGACCUGACAUUUAUCAGGUUUCGUUUUUUGCAUUUAAGCUGUCAAAGAAAGCGUGUCCUGUUAAGAACAUCAAUAAUGUGCAAAUUCCUGUGAAAAUGCCUGUACCAAUAAAAGCUAGUGAAGCCGUUGUUAAAAAAUGUCAACUACGAGCAAGGAUUACUGAUCCUGCUCCUACAGAAACCUCGAUAGCACCUCGUCAGAGGCCUAAAGCAGGCCAGCCAACUCCAGCUCCAAGUGCUCUGACAAUUCAACCGGCUGUGACUCCAAGGAAGAGAUCUACCGUACUGCUUGUUUCGCAGCCAGCAACCUCUCCAUUAGUCUCACAGCCAGCAACCUCGCCAUUAGUCUCGCAGCCAGCAACUGCACAGUUGGUCUCGGAGCCAGCAGGAACCACAUCUGCAAGUAAUGGGCACAUUGGCCAAUUACAAGGUCAACAAGCACAAAUCCAGCCAGCACAUCCUCAGCAUCUACAACCAAGUCCACAGGCACAUCUGUUACUCCAACAACAGUACUUGCUACAGCAACAAACCUAUUUCCAGCAGCAGCAAAUGUUUCAGACAGCUCAGCGCUUCCAAAUGAUCCAGCAGACUCCGCAGCAAAUGAUGCAGAAUUACUACCUUCAGCAGCAAUACGCAACAGCCAUGCAGCAGCAAGCACUUUUGCGGCAGAUGAUGGCACAAGGAUGCAUUCAGCAGCAGAUGACAAUGCAACACCCACAAGCUCUUACAUACAUGCAGCAAAAGAUUCAAGUUCACCAAGCUCCACCUCAGUCCCAGCAGACAGCUAAACUAUUGUCACUAACGCCGCCAUCAUCACCGAAAGUACAACGAGCUGGCCACAGGAGAAUUGUCAGUGACGUCCCUUUCAGCAGUGUAUUUGGAGUCCCUGCCAGUCAUUCCUCUCAACAACUGGCGGCUGCUGCUGCUGAGGCAAACCUUUAUAAAUCUAAGUCAGCAUCCACAAGUCCUGCAGGAUCACCCAGAACUUCACAGCAAAAUAUUUAUAAUCCACCAGAUAUCUCCAAGUGGAAUCCAUUCGGUGAUGACAAUUUUUCUAAGCUAACAGCAGAGGAACUUCUAGAUAAAGAGUUUGCCGAGCUACGAAAGGAUAAAGCUGCAGAACCGAAGAAAGUACCAUUUGGCAAUGUCGCUCCAGGUUUUCACUCUGGCUUGGCUAUGCCACAAACAGAUAUGUUUGGGGCUUCACCCUUUGCAUCUGGGGCAGAAGCAAAAAUAUCAAUGGAAACUAUAGACUCUAGUUCAUCAGCAACUAUUCCUGAUCCUUUAAUACAUGUGCCACUCUCUAACUUCCCAGUUGACCUGCUGAUUUGUUUUGGGAAUGAUAACUCUACCGGGCGUAACUCUGUUUCAAAUCCCAGAAUUCCUCUUCCUUCAGCUGACAACACUGAGCCUUUUAACCCUGCUAGGUCUUCUAAUCAAACUGGCUGUGGCAAUAUAGUCUCAGUGAAGCAUACAAAUCAGAACAUUCCACCGGUUGUGGGAGAUAUGGCAGAGGAUAGAACUGAACUGAGUUGUGGUGAAAUGGUGCACUUUAUAGGACGCUGUUUAUCAGCAUCACUUACUGAGGAACAUUCAAGUGAUUUCACUUCAUCUCCAGGCACUUUUCACAGCAGUGACGAGGAAGAUAAAUCUAAUGAGAUAAGCCAAUUUGAAGGUUGUGAAAAAGCCACUGCUGCACUAACUGACUUUCAACUGGAUCCUGAUCUAAACCUAAACACUUGUGAUCUACACGUGCUUAGGUGGCAAGGAGAGAAUACCACCCAGGUGCUUUCUGUAGGUGAUCACACGUUGUGUAAAAUGCAAUUAUCUGAUUCUACUUCCAACAUUGAAGAUUUACAGAAUUCCACCACAGAUUUGGAAACAAAGACGUGGCCUUUUAACGCAGCUGAUUCACCUGCUGAAACAUAUAAUGGCGCUGGUAACCAGGAAACAGAUGUAUUUAAAAAUGCCCCAUUUACACUUAAGAUAGAUUAUGAUACUGAUCUUCAGAUUGUUAUAAAUACACCAUCUGGAAGCAAAACACCAUCGGCUCAGCUUGAACCUAGGCAACCCACUAAUUUGGAACAAACAGAUGUAUCCAGCCACAUUUCGUUUGAAGAGGUUUCAGUUGAAAAUACAAGGUCCUCUAUUGCAACCUGCCACUUGAAAUCGACCAAAACAACUAGCUCAAGGGAAUGUGCACAGUCAACUGGAAGUGGACUGACUUCUGAUACAAGCAAAGCAGGACAGAAAGGGGAUCAGAAAGAACUAUCAGAGGAUUACAGCUCCAAGGAUGCUUGUCAUUUAACGAAUCAUAAAACUGAAUUAUUUUCAGAAGCUUCUGUGUUAAAUCCUUUUAAUCAAUAUUACUAUUCUGAAUACUUGGGGUGCAAUAGCGAAGUGCAUUCAGACAAACAAAAUUGGAUCUUGGGACAGCUGCAAUCUGGUGGCCUGUCUCAUGAGAAGCGCUUUGCACAUUCAAGUUCACCACCACACACUGAUGAUGAUCCAUUUUCUGCAGCACCUUUCCCAAAGAAGGGAUUAUAGAACAUUCAAACAUGUCCCAAAAAGGAAAAAUGGCAGUGCCCAUCUGACAUUGUACUUUGCCUGAACCUAGGAAUAAGGAUAAGUGUGCCUGUUAUUUAUCGAGUAUAGAACAGCGAUUUAAAGAAUUAUUCGGCAGGUUCAGAUAUGUACGUUUCUUAACAAUUCCAUUGUUAUCUGACAAUCAUAAACAUCAUCAGCCCUGCUUCUCUGCCUCAUGCUGUCCGCUUAAACUUCACAUUCCUGUCAUGUCCAGAUGCAACUCUUCCAUUGUUGUGAUUGCUGCAUUAUUACUGUUUCAUCUCUAACUCAUUAAAUCUCAGAUCUGUCAACCUCUACAUUCUUUAAGCAUUAAUGGCCCUUUUUACCCUGUACUGAUGUGCAUGGCCUUUGCUCACCACAAUGCUUCAUUAAGCAUACCUAGCCUAUCUAUCACCAUUUCUAAUAAUGACCACGUCAUGGGAAUUAAAAUGUGACAUGUGUAAAGAUCAGCCAUUGGUUAUGGUAAGUAAAAGCAAAACUACUAAUUAGUGUAGUUAUUGGGGCUACUAUUACUUAUUAAAUAUUGCACUACAACUGUGGCUCCCUAUUAAUUGUGCUAUAUCAUCUGAUUGGUAGGAACAUGUUGAUCCAUAAACUAUCUGCAUUUUUGCUGUGCUGGCAUUUCACAUUUGUGUGUCAAUACUGUUUUACAUAGAGCAAUUUAAGAAUUAAAGCUGAUUUGCUGUUGUCAUAGCUAUGUUGAAUGAAUAUGUAUUUUAGUGGAAUGCAAGUUUCCAAAUUAAAUCUGAACUUGAA